Messenger RNA from Loa loa (African eye worm), 255 nucleotides. RefSeq lists its product as hypothetical. The annotation marks the transcript as partial. The record is from RefSeq and is a predicted model, not a curated record. The transcript has a single exon. NCBI's taxonomy places the organism in Eukaryota, Metazoa, Nematoda, Chromadorea, Rhabditida, Onchocercidae.
AUGGAAGCUUUUUAUUUCAGAUUGGUUGGAAUUAAACGACCAAAGGUUCAGACAGCUUUCAAUUCAUACGUUUCGCAUUAUUUCUUAUAUUCCUCUCUCUCGCAUUCUUAUUUUCCGAUCUCUGAACCAGCAGUCGAUGAAUACGCUUUUGGACUGCUAGAAGUAGUGAAGGCUACUAGAAAUAGUGAAAGGUUGAAAGUUUCGACGACACGGAGAAUGAGAAAAUUUGCAUGGAUUGAAACUGGCGGAUUAUUG